Molecule: messenger RNA, 1443 nt
Organism: Aspergillus fijiensis CBS 313.89
Lineage: Eukaryota; Fungi; Ascomycota; Eurotiomycetes; Eurotiales; Aspergillaceae
Product: pepsin-like aspartic protease
Exons: 3
Coding region: 145-1425 (426 amino acids)
Biological process (GO): proteolysis
Molecular function (GO): aspartic-type endopeptidase activity
Source: RefSeq, a predicted model, not a curated record
UCCUUCAGGAAAGGAGUCUCACUUUCAAUCAAAAGACUACUAAUCAUUGCGCUCUUUGUUUUUGUGUUGUGUUUCUAGACCCUCCUUGGCUUGGAUGUUCACUCUUUAACAGACUAAUCCACAUACUCCAACUGAGCUACAAUCAUGCAGCUCCUCCAGUCUCUCUUUUUGUUUUUGUUCUUCAGUUACAGCGUUGUUUCUUUGCCAACUUCGGGUCGCACUCAGCAUAAGGGAAGAUCUUACAAGGUCAGUCGGGUUCGUCGCGGAGAGGGCGAGUUGCAUGGUCCCUCGGCGCUGCGAAAGGCAUAUCGCAAGUUUGGCAUUGUUCCCAGUAACCUCAACAUUGAGCUGGAGGACUUCGCCCCCGUUACCACUGUCAAGCACAACGUCGUCGCUGCCAGCGAUAACAGCGCCGAGCCAGAUCAGGUUGGUGCUGUCAGCGCAACCUCUGUCGAAAGCGAUGCCGAAUUUGUUUCGCCUGUUGAAAUUGGUGGCCAGAAGAUCGUCGUGACCUUCGACACAGGCUCAGCGGACUUCUGGGUCCUGGAUACUCGUCUCAACAAGACCCUUGAUGGUCAUACCCAGUACAACCCCGCCAACUCAACCACGUUCAAGGAUAUGCCCGGCGCAACUUUCAAUGUCUCCUACGGUGAUAACUCGUUCGCCGCUGGGCCUGUCGGAACCGACACAGUCAACAUCGGCGGUGCAAUCGUCAAGAACCAAGCCAUCGGAAUCCCGACUGAAGUCUCCCAGUCCUUCAUCGAAGACACCAAUUCGAACGGUCUGGUUGGCCUGGGUUUCUCUUCCAUCAACAGCAUCGAACCCCAAGCGCAGAACACCUUCUUCGCCAAUGCUGCGGCUAAUCUCGACGAGCCUGUCUUCACUUCUGCCAUCAAGAGUGAUGGCGUAGGCGAGUAUGGAUUCGGUCUGAUCGAUUCGAGCAAAUACCAGGGCACCAUGGCCAACGUCAGCGUGGAUAGCUCCAACGGAUACUGGCAGUUCGAUACCACCGAGUUCGCAGUGGGCAAUGGCUCUAUCCAGACGAUCAACAACACGCAGACGGCGAUUGCUGAUACCGGCACUUCUCUCAUGCUGAUGGACCAGCAGGUGGUGGAUGCUUACUACGCCGACGUGCCUAGCGCCGUGUAUGUGAGCAGUGCUGGAGGUUACAUCUUCCCUUGUAACACCACUCUCCCCAGCUUCUCGAUUGCCAUCGGCUCGCAGCACUUGGCUACGGUUCCUGGAAACCUGAUUGAGUUCUCCAAGGUUGGCACCAACACCACUACUGGACAAGCUCUUUGCUAUGGUGGCAUUCAAUCAAACUCGGGCGCCUCGCUCCAGAUCUUGGGUGACGUCUUCCUGAAGGCCUUCUAUGUUGUUUUCGACAUGCGUGGUCCUUCCCUGGGUGUCGCGGCGCCCGUGUGAUUGUCUUGCGAUGAGCAC